This is a messenger RNA of Mycotypha africana, 1098 nucleotides long. RefSeq names its product nucleophile aminohydrolase. The transcript has 7 exons. Bases 1 to 1098 code for a protein of 365 amino acids. Lineage: Eukaryota; Fungi; Mucoromycota; Mucoromycetes; Mucorales; Mycotyphaceae. The record is from RefSeq and is a predicted model, not a curated record.
AUGUGUCGAUUUCUCUUAUAUAAAGGAAAACAACCUAUAUUACUUGCUCAUCUGAUUACCCGACCGAAACACUCUAUAGUCAAUCAGGCAUUUGAUUCUCGAUUGCGAAUAGACUUAAGAAGACCGUUAAACGGCGAUGGUUUUGGGGUAGGCUGGUAUGAUAAUUGUAGUAGUAACUGCAACAAAGACAAGCCCAAUAUAAUUGACGGCGAAGAUACAAUUACACCCUGUAUUUUCACUUCAGUAACACCAGCAUGGAAUAAUAUCAAUUUGACGCGGUUAGCAGAAAAGAUAAGAAGUCCCUUAGUGUUUGCACACGUUAGGGCAAGUACAUCAGGGGCAGUUUCCGAAACAAACUGUCAUCCAUGGUCGUACGGUCGUUUGAUGUGGAUGCAUAAUGGAGGCAUUGCUCAAUUCGAUAGAAUUAAAAGGAAGUUGCAAAGCUCCUUACCAGAACACCUAUUUCUGUUUGUACAAGGAAAUACCGAUUCAGAAUGGGCAUUCGCGUUAUUUUUAAGCUUUCUUGCAAAUCCAAAUGCAAACUUCUUUGAACACCAAGAAUUGAAAGAUGCUAUGCUCAAGACGAUUGCACAAUUGAACGUUUGGGCGGAAGAAUUUAACAUCACAGAGCCAUCACUAUUGAAUUUUGCAGUAACAGAUGGAGAAUCCGUCGUUUGUGUCAGAUAUAUUAGCAGCAAAACACAAGAAGCUGCUUCACUUUACUUUUCUUCAGGUACACGCUUUGAGUGUUAUCGACCCGGUCAUUACCGCAUGGUAAAAGCGGAUAGACGAGAGGACAUUGUUGUAGUCGCUAGUGAGCCUUUAACAUUUGAGAAGGCUGAUUGGCUUACGAUUCCUACGAACAAUAUUCUUGUAGUAACCCCGAAAAUGAAUGUGUUGAUACAACCCAUCAAAGAUAAAUUCUAUUCCAUACCGGCAGAAAGGACAGGAGGCAUCAUGAUUAUAGGCGAUGAGGAAGCUACUACUACCAGCGAUUCAAAUACGGCGGCAGCUUUUAUACCAGAGCCAAAAGCUCAAUUAUUUAAGGCUCAAGCUGAAGAGCAAAUGCAACAAGAUUCACCAGUAUUGGUGGGUUGA